Messenger RNA from Leptomonas pyrrhocoris, 1059 nucleotides. Its product is annotated as 31-O-demethyl-FK506 methyltransferase. Lineage: Eukaryota; Euglenozoa; Kinetoplastea; Trypanosomatida; Trypanosomatidae. Bases 1 to 1059 code for a protein of 352 amino acids. The record is from RefSeq and is a predicted model, not a curated record. The transcript has a single exon.
AUGCUUGCCAUCAUCGUUGCCACCUGCGCCGUGCUCUAUGGCGUGCUGUGUGUGUUCCUUCAUCGCUUCGUGUGGCACACAGGCCAGGCCGUGCCGCACUCCGCGCUGUACACCGAUGCCGCAGGACACAGCAAGAAAAUUUGCUUCCAAGCGCUUGGUGGGGACUUGGGCACCGCCGUGGUGGCACGAGAGAUCUUCGCGACGGAGGUAUACAUGCAGCACGGCAUCCACGUCCCCGCCACCGGCAGUCCUCUCAUUCUUGACAUCGGCUGUAACAUCGGCCUUUUCAGCAUGUACGUGAUGGAACGCAACCCCGACGCGCUCGUGGUCGCCGCGGAGCCCAUUCCCUAUCUCCGUGCGUUGGCUGAGUCGAACACCGCACGGUACGGGCAGCGGGUCUUGGUUGAGCCGGUCGGUGUCGCCGCGUCUGCGCAGUCCGACGUAGCCUUCGUGGUUGACCCCCGCAUCACGGCCGGAGCAUCGAUGUUUGAAGCGGACAUCACACGCCUGUGGAAGGACACGUCGGUGUGUCGGCAGCUCUCCGUCGUUCUCCGCGACAACGUCCGUGCGCUGAGCCUGCCCGCGACGCCGUUCCUGCGAAUCAGCUCGCUGCUGCGUGUGCCGGUGUUGCGGUGGCUCGUGCUGACGGCUCUCUCGCCUUUUCUUGUUCUGUUUGUGGGUUUUCUCCUGCUCGGGCCUUUGCAGAAAUCGACGGUGCGGUGCGCGUGUGUGCCGCUGGCGCAGCUGCUCGCUCGUGCAGCCGCCCGCAUGCCGGACGAGGCGAUGCGUCGACGUGUUCUGCGCGGCCCUAUCGCUCUGGUGAAGGUGGACGUGGAGGGGGCGGAGUGGGAGGUGCUGAGGGGCGUGACGGACGCGGAGUGGCGGCGAGUGGAACAGAUUGCGGUGGAGGUGCACGACGUAGAGGAUCGGGUGCGCAAGGUGGAGCAGCUGCUGGAGCGUCAGGGCUUCGCGGAGGUGCACACCACACAGGAGGACUGGGACUCACACGCGGUACUUCACAUCAAAUCGGUCUUCGCCCGCAGGAGAGAGGCGGCGUAG